AUGGGCCUCCGUUACCGCCGUCUCGCAGGCAGCGACGAAGAAGCUGGCCUUGAGAAAGAACCAGACCCUCCAGAAGCCCACGCUACCAUCGAUCUGAGAGGACGCUUCCGACGACGGAAGAUAUGGAUAUAUGUAUCAGCGGCGGUCACCACACUCGUAUCAUUGAUCGCGCUCAACGUUCUCGAAGAACGCGAUCGCUACAACGGCACGAAGAACAACAUACUGCUACGAAGCAUCUUCCUGGGCGAGGUGACUUCAGCAAUCGGGUGGAUGGUUCGGUACACGGUCGGCAGAGGCCUGGCAUGGAUGCAGCACCAUUAUCCAGACUUUCCGUAUACCAUUUUGGACAUCUGGGUUCGCAUUCUCAUCGGGAUGGUUCAGAUGCCCUUCGUCCUGAGCUAUUUCCGCUAG
Molecule: messenger RNA, 411 nt
Organism: Saxophila tyrrhenica
Lineage: Eukaryota; Fungi; Ascomycota; Dothideomycetes; Mycosphaerellales; Extremaceae
Exons: 1
Coding region: 1-411 (136 amino acids)
Source: RefSeq, a predicted model, not a curated record